UAGGAGUAUAAAUUAUGUACUUCUCAGUUUGCCAUCAUUAUAUUCCUAACCUCUAUCAGCUAUUGAUUGGAGAUUGAAGGUUUCUGACCUUGUUGGAAUCAGCACCGAGGCGCCUCAGUUGUAUCUGUGCCCAGGUAUUAUAAUGGCAGUUGGCGGUCAGAAAAAAGUUACUAAAGGAGGAAAGAAAGGAGGGAAGAAGAAAACGUCCGACCCAUUCACCAAAAAGGAGUGGUAUGACAUUAAAGCUCCAGCUAUGUUUUCCAAGAGGACUUGUGCACGAACACUAGUGACACGAACUCAAGGCACACGUAUAGCCAGUGAAGCACUUAAAGGUCGUGUAGUUACGCUUAGUCUCGGAGAUCUCAGCGAGAAAAAUGAAGAAUACUUCCGCAAGUUUAAACUUCAGGUUGAAGACGUACAGGGACGUCACUGCCUAACAAAUUUUCACGGACUGGAACUUACUAGAGACAAGUUGUGUUCAGUUGUUGUUAAGUGGCGUUCAACAAUCGAAGCACAUGUUGAUGUGAAAACAACAGACGGAUACUUACUCCGUUUCUUCAUUAUCACGUUCACUCCAAGUGUGCCUCGGUCCGAAAGACUCCAUUCUUACGCGCAGAGCACACGUAUCAGACGAAUACGUGCACGUCUUAUUGACAUUAUUCAACAGGAAGUUUCUACCUGCGAUUUGAAAGAAGUCGUCAAUAAGCUUAUCCCAGACUCCAUUGCUCAAGAUGCACGAAAAGCUGCAUCGUGGAUACAUCCACUUGGUGAGACAUUUAUUCGCAAGGUCAAGGUGCUUAAAAAACCGAAAGCUGACCUUGCUCGGUUGAUGGAGCUUCAUGGCGAGUCUAAAUCAGCCGCUCCUGGGGAAACUGUUUCUCGCCCAGAUCACUAUGAACCUCCAAAAGUUGAUUCAGUCUACUGGAUAUGUUAUCGUGAUCAUUCUAAUUCCAGCUCGUCUUAUAGACUGUUCCUGAUUAGGUCCUGUCCUGUGUAUCUGAUUGCUAUGUUAGCGCACAUAUCUAGUAGUUGUCACAUCGAUGAUAUAGUAACUAUGUACCGAUCGGUUUCGCAAUUACGCAGUAAUUUGCUCUAAUGUUUUAUGGAAAAUGUGUUAUCAUUGAACUUCCCUGAGGGUAGACAAGGUUCAGGGGUCAGUCACGCAUCAGUUCUUGAAAUAUUGCCAAUCUCACUUUUGCAGUUCUCUUAGUGCUGUACAGUGUUAUACUGUGUUGGUCACAAUUCUUGGUAGUUUUUUUUUAGAUAUUACUUUAGUGACUAAGUUCCACUAGAUGCUAUGUUUAACAGCCAAUACGAAAAACCCGGCUCGUGAGAGGCAAGUACGGCUCUAGGUGAGUAACAGAAUAAACGGUUUGGUUCUUAAAAUCUCUGCUUCACACAUUGUUUAAGCUGCUUUGUACUCGCUUUGGAAUCUUAAGGAUACCCAUUGUUCUUUUUUCUACACACUUUCAAAUUUUAAGAUUUUUAAUAAGAUUCUUUGUUCGUGAUAUUCUCAGAUUUGCACUUUUUGCACUGUCGAUUGUUUUGGAAGGUAAUGCAGUUCCUACUUCGACUUGAAUUCUCCAAGUUACAGCAUGAUGUACACUUGCGUUACUGGCUAUCGUUUAUAUUGACCAGUAGUAGCAUCGCAUUAGCUGAAAAUAUCAAAUGGUCUUCCACGGAGUCAAAAAUUAGAAAUUACUGCAUUUGCUGAUUUCUCGUGGUAAAUUACGGAAAAUAUGUGUUCAUCCUACGUCAUUUUUGUGUAAAUUAUAUAGGACUUCUUGUAGUUGGGGUGUGCUUCAACAUGCGUGGUAGCUUCGAAUCAGAAAGCGAAUUCCGUAUCUCAUUUUUUUGAAGGUUCCAUGACGUAAUCAUGUCAUAGUGUGGUUUUCCGCAUCGCAUUGCUGUUUGACAAGUCAGUCAGCUACAACAUAGGACCAAUCACACGUAUGCAUCGGUCCAGUUUGCCAUUCCUUAUUAGCACAAGAUGAACACCAAAUUCAUAGUAGUUAAUUUAGUGAUGGUAACAUAAAAGAAAGGUUACAUAUAAGGAUAUAGUACAGAAAGAAAGACAGAUUUGAGGCCAUUUCAAUCUCAAUGUUUAGAGAAAGAUAAAGAGUUUAUUUAUUUAUUUAUUUGAACAC
Messenger RNA from Schistosoma rodhaini, 2147 nucleotides. The record is from the annotation of a GenBank genome assembly. NCBI's taxonomy places the organism in Eukaryota, Metazoa, Platyhelminthes, Trematoda, Strigeidida, Schistosomatidae.